Messenger RNA from Drosophila ficusphila, 1424 nucleotides. It is a transcript of the gene Ist1, whose product is annotated as IST1 homolog. The transcript has 5 exons. The record is from RefSeq and is a predicted model, not a curated record. Lineage: Eukaryota; Metazoa; Arthropoda; Insecta; Diptera; Drosophilidae. Gene Ontology annotation, biological process: protein transport. The coding region runs from base 98 to 1333 and encodes 411 amino acids.
UCUAAUGUGACGUCACAACAAUUGUUUUUCCUGAAUGAAUCACUAGGCGAAAUUCCUUGUUUUCAUUAGUAAAUCGGCUGUCCAGGGAGAAACUAAGAUGUUUUCCAGCGGCCCCAACUACAACAAACUGAAGACCAAUCUUCGAUUGGCUCUUAACCGUCUGAAAUUGCUGGAGAAAAAGAAGGCGGAGCUCGCCCAAAAGUCGAGGAAGGAAAUAGCCGACUAUUUGGCCACGGGUAAAACUGAGAGAGCUCGGAUUCGUGUAGAGCACAUUAUUAGGGAGGAUUACCUUGUGGAGGCCAUGGAAAUGGUGGAGAUGUACUGUGACCUGUUGCUAGCAAGAUUUGGUCUGAUUACCCAAAUGAAAGAACUUGACACUGGGAUCGCUGAGCCGGUAGCCAGCUUGGUGUGGGUGUGUCCCCGCCUCCAGAGCGAUAUAGCGGAGCUGAAGAUCAUAUCGGAUAUAUUUGUGACCAAAUACGGGCCCCAAUUCGCUGAGCAAUCGCGAACAGCCACUGGGGAGCACUUCGUAUCGGAGAAACUGAUGCACAAGCUCACGUUGCAGGCGCCACCCAAACUAUUGGUCGAAAACUACCUUAUUGCCAUUGCCAAGAACUACAACAUUGAGUACGAGCCGGAUCCGCAGGUCAUGCAGGAGGAUCAACCGCAGCAGCCGCAUUUGAUUGACCUUUCAGAUAGGAACAACUUGAGUGGUGGCGGUGGUGCUCCCCCACCGCAGAUGGGAUUCAUUGGAUAUCCGGCGGUGCCUCCACUGCCUCAUAUGCCGGAACCGCCCAGUGUGAAGCCGUUCAAUUACCCACCUUUCGGAGGAGGUGGUGGCGGAGGGGGAGGAGCUCCGGCCGGAGCAUGUGCCGCUCCACAGCCGAUGCAUCCACCACCGCCGUUCGCCUACAAUAUACCGCCCAAUCAGCCGGCACCACCUGCAGUCCUGCCUGCUAAAUGCGCCGAGGAAAAGGAUCUGAACACCAACUUUAUCAAUCGUGAAUCGAACAAUACGGAUGGCUCGGGCAGCCCGGAUGAGAAUAUUUUGCGCCCCAAACCCGAUAACGACCCGCCGCCGCGUUACACCUCGAUUAAUCCCGUAAACCUCCAGAAUGCCAACAAACCGAAACCUCAACCCCGAUCAAAGCUGCCGCCGGGUAAUCCCACGUUCCCAAGUGCUCCUCCAGCGCUGGAUUUUCCAUCGUUGCCUAACGUGCCCAACGAUCUGCCAGAUAUUCCCGGUGCAGGUGCCGAAAAAAAGGACGACGAGGAAGAGAUUGACUUCGACGAUCUUUCACGACGUUUUGAGAACCUCAAAAAGCGAAAGUAAAGCUGGGCAGCAGAUGAAUUUUUUUAAUCUACAGUAUAUUUGUUAUAAUCUCGAUCCUGUUCUAUAUAAACAAUCACAUAUAUGUAAAGAA